AUCCCGGUGGUAGUCUUUCGUCAUGUUCUUAACAGUUGCUAUCAUUCCUGUUAGAACAUCACUCAUACCAUCUCAGUGAUUUCGAACAAAAGGGAACUCCAUCGUCAACAGCGUUUUCCUUAUUUUUUCCAUCUGAUUGCGAUGGCAAAACUAUUUCAUUGGAAAAUGACCUUUUAUCGGUAUUGUCUAACUGGGUAUUAUAGCUUUGAUAUGUGUGCAGUGAAUGCAUUCUUGAUGAAGACGGAUUCCUGGCAUCCUCUUUACAUUUAUUAAACCUGUGCAGUGUGGUCAGACAUAUCGGGAACAGCGUGAUCGAAAAUGGAAGAACAUCGAUACCCUACAUCUUACGUCAUUUCGGGUCACAUUUCCAGAAGACCUUCAGGAGGAACUUUUGAAGCUGAAGGAAGAGAAGUUGAUAGUCACUCAGCCACAGACCGUUCCCCGACAAACAGUUUGCAGGUUAUCGAGAAAUCAAAAUCCUUAACAGAUUCAUCCUCCAAAACGAGUCUUUCUCGGACUUACUACUCCACCGACAAUACUAAUAAUUUGCCGCCAUUGAGAACAGAAAAGAAACCGCUGCUAAUUCGCACCGAAGCAAUUGAUCUGUCAGGUAUCUCUCCCAACAACAAUAAUACUAGUUCACAUAACUACAGUACCAAUACAAAUUCAAGGAUUAAACAUGACGUGCGACCCCAUCUGCUAGUUUCAUUUUUUACAAGACACUUCGAAAAAAUGCACAAAAGGAUGACGAAAAGGCCGUUAGGUUCAUCAUUGUCCUUUGACCUGGAUGAACGUCAGAGGAUGCAAGUUUUACAACGUGCACGUGAUUCUAAGGACAUCAGCAUUCUCUCACUACCUGCUAAUGUGAGAUAUCCCAACUCGUUGCAGACUGGUUUGAACUGCUUCCAUUGUCUUAUUGACGCAUCGUUACGUGAGCGUAAAUUUAACAGGCUGGAGAAUGAGAUCCGAUUAUGGUCCAAUUCUAAUAUUUCUAGCAUAGAUUGUACCGAUUCCAAGCAGAAUAAUUCUCAGAAGUUGAAUACCAACUGCAAACCAUCGCUUCACGACAGCACUCGCGUCAUCAAUAAGCGAGCAUUAGCUAAAUCAACGGUGGCUAAACGAUUAGUGGAUGUACACUCAUCCCAAUUGUAUGGUAUCCCAUCAACAUUAUGCAAGCAUCGUACGAAGAAUUAUUGGUUCGAUCUCAAGAUCCAUGCCGACGAGCAUAUUUGGAUACCUUCAUCAGGACCAAGCACUAUGGCAAGCAGUUCACGUGAUACUGAAUGUUAUGUUGGUGAACGAGAUUGCCGGAAAAUUGGUGAAAAACGAAGUUGUGCUGCAUGUCAUAUCGUGGUGCAUACAGCAUGCUUACCAAUUUUACGACAGUUAUAUGUGAAAUGCAAGAUAACAUAUUACGAAGAAAGUGCAGUGAAGAAACAAAUUGCUUCAAGUAGCGGUGUCAUGGAGGAAUCGCUAAGUGGACAUCACUGGCUGCAUAAAUGGAAGCAGGAAGGACGCUGCCUACGUUGCGGCAAAUCGUUUCAGCAAAAAAUUUUCCAUGAUAAGGAGGUAAUCGCAAUCACUUGUUCGUGGUGCAAACGAUCAUAUCAUAACAAAGUGGAAUGUUUCUCAUCACAGUGUUUUGAGAAAUCAUGCGAUCGCGGUGAUUUGAAAGAAGUGAUUAUGCCACCGACGUGGAUUCAGUGUUCAAAUCAAAUUCAAACAAGGAAAAGAAAGAAAGUCGCGAAAAGAAGGAAGCGCAGGCUGUUUAGGAUACGACCAGUACCUUUGGAUGAUGGCACAUGGCUUCCAAGUCAGCCAUUGCUUGUAUUUGUAAAUCCGAAAUCAGGUGGUAACAAAGGUUCCAAGUUGUUACACACAUUUUGCUGGCUUCUGAAUCCACGCCAGGUAUUCGAUAUUACUGCAAUGAAAGGACCUGAAUUUGGGCUUGGUGUUUUUAAGAAAGUGGCAUCCAGUCUGCGAUUGCUCGUGUGCGGUGGCGAUGGUACCGUUGGAUGGAUUUUAAGUACCCUUGACAGAAUGAACUGGGCGAAGUAUCCUCCAAUUGGUAUUGUUCCACUAGGCACUGGCAAUGAUUUAGCCAGAUGUCUUGGUUGGGGUGGGUCGUUCAGCGAUGAACCUUUGGCGGAACUUCUAAAUGCUGUUGUUCAUGAAACAUCCAUCACAUAUCUCGAUAGGUGGAAUAUAAAUGUGAAAACCAAUUUGCAAAUGUCAAAUAUACAAGCGGAUGAAAUCGACAAAGCUGCGCAGAGUGUAUUAACACUGACAGUGAUGAACAAUUAUUAUAGCAUUGGAGCCGAUGCUCAUGUCGCCUUGCAAUUUCAUCAUUCUAGAAGUGCAAAUCCACAAAUGUUGAAUAGCAGGCUGAAAAAUCGAAUAGCGUAUGGUGGACUAGGUACCAUUGAUUUGUUCAAGCGAACUUGGAAACUUCUCCAUGAAUAUAUCACUCUUGAGUGCGAUGGAAUUGAUUUGACUUCAAAAAUUAAAGAAUUCAAAUUCCACUGCAUAUUGUUCCUUAAUAUAACGUAUUAUGCUGGGGGGACAGUUCCAUGGAGCAGCGAUGAUGAGGAGAAAUACCGAUCUUCCAGCUGUGACGGCAAACUAGAAGUUCUUGGUUUCACAACUGCUGCACUGGCUGCUUUGCAAAUGGGUGGCAAAGGUGAGCGAAUAGCACAGUGCUCUCAUGCUCGUAUCACAACAAGCAGAGCAAUACCAAUGCAAGUGGACGGUGAACCAUGUCUUCUAGCACCGAGUACUAUUGAAAUUACCUUUCAUAGCCAGGUUCCCAUGUUGCGUCGUGAAAAGAAAUCAAAUUAUAUGCCAGGGAAUCUUAAGAAACAACAAAAAUUAUCCAAACAGCAACGAAGUAACAGUAGUAGCCAAAUGCCAUUAACUCCAAUAGACUAUUUAUUACCUGUACUACUGACUACUUCCAUCGAAUAUAAUGCUAAUCGCGAUAAUCUGGAACGACUCAAAGUAACUGCUAUAGAAAUUGGUAAAAUUCAUGUAGAAGCAGAAACCGAAUUGGACAUUGUACGACAAAAAAUCGAAAAACUUAUUGCCAGUUGCUCAGAUUUGAAUAUGGGAUCGAAUAGCGAGUGGAGAUUUCUUGAUUAUGUAAGAAGCGCCGAAGAGGGUGUAUUCCGUGUGCACCGUUAUCAGGAACAAUUUAUGACAUUGUCUGAUAUAUGCUGUUUGGAAGAAUGCAUCAUGGUUCUGAAUAACGUUUUGGUCAGACGAAUGCAUUCAUCUGAUGAAGCUUCAAAUCAAAUGAAGGAGAAUAUAGCAGAUCAUGAUAUUUGCGUAAAAGAUGAUACACUGCAUGUCACAUUCCAGUGUGAUACUCAUGAAGCGCAUUUAUAG
Molecule: messenger RNA, 3384 nt
Organism: Loa loa (African eye worm)
Lineage: Eukaryota; Metazoa; Nematoda; Chromadorea; Rhabditida; Onchocercidae
Product: diacylglycerol kinase zeta
Exons: 18
Coding region: 319-3384 (1021 amino acids)
Biological process (GO): intracellular signal transduction; lipid phosphorylation; diacylglycerol metabolic process
Molecular function (GO): ATP-dependent diacylglycerol kinase activity
Source: RefSeq, a predicted model, not a curated record